AUGCAGAAUUUGGCGCAUGUAUCUGCGGGUAGCCGUGAAGACCCUAACGUUGGUGGCGCUGCAACAGGGUACAACAUUGCUGAUCUCGCAGCAAGAAGCGAUGCUAGUGCCGAUGCUAGUGACGGCGACUCUGUGGAGGGUGUGGUGAACGUCACAGAUGUCACUGGUGAUGACGAUCGUCCAUUUAACUUGCCACAUUUCGAUGUAGUGCAGAGCCCUCCGGAUGAUCACCAUUACCUUGACACCACGGACCAGGGCAGCGCUGGCAGAAAGAGAUGGGUCAAGACGGUGCAAAAAGAGUGGAAAAUACUGGAGAAUAGCUUACCAGAUGGUAUCUACGUUUGGGCAUUCGAGGGACGCAUGGACCUGCUCCGGGUAGCGAUGGUGGGUGCGAGCGGUACACCGUACCAGGACGGGCUCUUCUUCUUCGACAUGCAGCUGCCGCCGUCCUACCCAGCCGUGCCGCCGCAGGUCUACUACCACUCGUUCGGCCUACACCUCAAUCCAAACCUCUAUCCCAGCGGUACGGUGUGCCUGAGCCUGUUCAACACCUUCGACGGCGAGGGCACGGAGGUCUGGUCGCCGGGAACGUCAAGCCUGCUCCAGGUCGUCGUCUCCCUUCAAGCACUUGUCCUCAACGACCAACCCUACUAUAAUGAGGCCAGCUUCGAGUCCCUGAUCAAUACACCGGAGGGCCAUCGCAACGUGUUCCCCUACUACGAGAACGUGUUCCUGCUCAGCUCGCGGACCAUGCUACACCUGGUGCGCCGACCGCCCCAGGGGUUCAAGGGGUUCGUGAAGGACCACUUCCGCCGUCGGGGGAGGUACGUGCUCAGGAUGUGUGAGGCAUACCUGAAAGGAUGCGUGCCUGUUGAAGAGGGGGGCAUGGAACUACCCUGCUGGCCGGCUUCAAGAUCGCGCUUGCCAAUGUGGUGCCGAGGCUCGUGGCUGCCUUCACAAUGA
This is a messenger RNA of Triticum aestivum (bread wheat), 963 nucleotides long. RefSeq names its product probable ubiquitin-conjugating enzyme E2 23. Lineage: Eukaryota; Viridiplantae; Streptophyta; Magnoliopsida; Poales; Poaceae. The coding region runs from base 1 to 963 and encodes 320 amino acids. The record is from RefSeq and is a predicted model, not a curated record. Gene Ontology annotation, molecular function: ubiquitin conjugating enzyme activity. The transcript has 3 exons.